Solanum dulcamara is the source of this 838-nucleotide messenger RNA. RefSeq lists its product as uncharacterized. Gene Ontology annotation, biological process: translation. Gene Ontology annotation, cellular component: ribosome. Gene Ontology annotation, molecular function: 5S rRNA binding; structural constituent of ribosome. The record is from RefSeq and is a predicted model, not a curated record. NCBI's taxonomy places the organism in Eukaryota, Viridiplantae, Streptophyta, Magnoliopsida, Solanales, Solanaceae. The coding region runs from base 188 to 544 and encodes 118 amino acids. The transcript is spliced from 3 exons.
AAAUCUUUUGGGCAAAUAAAUAAACGCUUCCCCAUUUAUUUACAUUACAAAUUACAGUAAGUUCUCUGAAGCUUCAACCAAAUUGACGGCAACUGUUGGAGUUUUCUCCGGGAAGCAAAAGAACCCCAAACCCCUCAAACCUCUCGCCAUUUUCCGUCGUCAAAGCAACAUCGGCAACUUAUCCGAAAUGGUGAUUUCUCCACCAGUUAGGCCAGACAGACUGCUGAAGUAUCUCAAACCUUACGUGUUAAGGAUGCACUUCACAAACAAGUAUGUAAAUGUUCAAGUAGUUCACACACCAACAGCAACAGUGGCUGCUUCUGCAAGCACACAAGAGAAAGGCUUAAGGCUUGCCAUGGUAGAAUCAAAAGAAAAUACUAGAGAUGUUGCUGCUGCAGCAAAAAUAGGCAAGUUGUUGGGAGAGCGGUUGCAGGCUAAAGGAGUUCCUGCCAUAUCUGUUUUCUUUAAGAAAGAACAAAGAUACCAUGGAAAGGUCAAAGCAGUUAUUGAUUCGGUGAGAGAAGCAGGCAUAGAAUUGGUUUGAUUGCAUUUCCUUUCCUCUCCUAGGCAAAGGAUUUAUAUGUUCUAUUAACUCUACUUGGGACAAUUUGCUUGCCUCAGUUGUUGCAAUUUGCAAUGUAUAAGAUGUCAUUUCUGACAUUCCUUGUGUUUUGAAGAUUCUAUUCCAAGAACAAGGUUCAUAGUCUCGUCGCCCCAUAUUUUGCUGUCUGCAAUUUGGAGUUGCUUUUCUAAUCAACAAGAAAAUGAUAAAAUUUGUUCCCUGAGUUGGUAUUUUAACAUUUGUGAAAUGAAACAACAGUUAGUUCCUGUCUUUUUA